GAGCGGCACGUUCUGACAAGACGAGACAAUCAGGUCUCAUGACAUUACCAAGCAAUAGGCCGGCUUAUCUGAUUGACCCUUGAAGCGUGUACGGCGGCAGAUGCCGGUCGCUAAUCUGGCUCUUAGACCUGCGUUUGGGACGAUUGGGAGGUCCGACCCAACUGCACGCUGACGAGCUGUUUGCUAGUGGGCAUGUGCCGGUGCCAAGCAUGAGCGAUGAGCCCGUGUUGCGCCAGAUCGUCGCUGCGUGCGCGUGACCGAGCGUCUCUGGUGUCCGCCACCUGCAAGAUCUCCAUGUUUGACGCGGAUUGUCCACAGGGAAAGCGCAUCCGCAAGCACGAGCAGUUGGCAUCAGUGAAAAGGCAUGACCGGCAAAUGUACCGCUGUAUUCCUUGCCGUGUUUCGUUUCGUCGGGCUGGAAGGUUCAUUGCGCCAUGCCCUUGAUGGAGCGAGACGUGCCCUUCACCGCCUGACGAGGAUGCAGAAGUUGCACCCGCGACUGGCUGAACCUAGUGCUAGCCCUAACUGCGACCAGUGCAAAAGGGCCUUGUCGGCGUGGCCAGACAGGAUGAACGUGACUUAUGGAGUUCCAAAGUUCGAGGGCUACCACCACACCGAUGAUCGCGGCGUCCAAGAGUCGAUAGUCACAUUGACAACGUCUACCUCAUGGCAUAUGCACGAGAUCUGCUCAUGCCAAUAGUCAGCGUGAUAUCCCUUGACAGGUCCAGGAUUACAUGGAGAAUUGAGCAGGCGCCUUGCGCAUAAAACCCAUCGGUA
Microdochium trichocladiopsis is the source of this 777-nucleotide messenger RNA. RefSeq lists its product as uncharacterized. Lineage: Eukaryota; Fungi; Ascomycota; Sordariomycetes; Xylariales; Microdochiaceae. The transcript has a single exon. Bases 365 to 700 code for a protein of 111 amino acids. The record is from RefSeq and is a predicted model, not a curated record.